Phycodurus eques (leafy seadragon) is the source of this 3700-nucleotide messenger RNA. RefSeq names its product protogenin A-like. The transcript is spliced from 19 exons. The record is from RefSeq and is a predicted model, not a curated record. Gene Ontology annotation, biological process: cell-cell adhesion; axon guidance. NCBI's taxonomy places the organism in Eukaryota, Metazoa, Chordata, Actinopteri, Syngnathiformes, Syngnathidae. Bases 37 to 3588 code for a protein of 1183 amino acids. Gene Ontology annotation, molecular function: protein binding. Gene Ontology annotation, cellular component: axon; plasma membrane.
GACUAGCUAGCUAGCAUGCGAGGACCUUUCACGUAAAUGGCGCUUGUCAAAAGGGAAAUAUAUCAGCGUUUGCUGUUCUUUGCCGCUUUUCUUCCAAUCUCAGGUGUUUUUUGCUUCAGCGAGUUAUUUUUCAUCAAGGAGCCCCACGAUGCGACGGUCAUGCGUAAAGAAGCCGUCAUUUUGGACUGUCAGGUGCACGGAGAGAUGCCCAUCGACGUCCGAUGGCUGAGGAACGGAGCGAAAGUGGUGGAGAACGAGCGGGUGUACCUCCUCUCCAACAGCUCCCUUUACAUUUCCGAAGUGGAGAGCAGACGAGGAGACAAAUCAGAUGAGGGGUUCUAUCAGUGCCUUGCGCAGAACAAGUACGGCGCCAUCCUCAGCCAGAGGGCCCGGCUGACAAUCACAAGUAUUUCAUCGUUUACAGCCCAGCCAACGUCAAUCGUGGUAACUGAAGGCUCAGUUGCCAGAUUUUCCUGCAAAAUCAGUGCGCACCCUCCUCCCAUCAUCACUUGGGAGUUCAAUCGGGUAACAUUACCCCUCGUCACUGAAAGAAUCACAGUCCUGCCCAGUGGCGCUCUUCAGAUUCACGGGGUGCAGCGGGCAGACGGUGGCAAUUACCGCUGCGUCGCCACCAACAUUGCAAACCGGCGACGUAGCACGGAGGCCACGCUCACCGUUACUUCAGCUCCCAACCCCCGGCUUCCCCAGAGGCCACGCAUCAUAGCUGGGCCCCAGAACAUCUCUGUGUCGGUGCACCAGAGCGCCACUCUGGAGUGCAUGGCCACAGGCAAACCCCGACCUAUCAUUUCCUGGAGUCGAGCAGACAGCAAAUCUAUUGAUGUCUACCACACCAAAGUACUGGGAAAUGGCAACCUCAUCAUUACGGACAUCAAGCCCCAGCACAGAGGAGUCUACGUGUGCCGAGCUUCCACUCCUGGGACAAGAAACUUUACUGUCGCUGCAGCCAAUGUUACUGUACUUGUACCGCCUUCUUUGGUGGAGUGGCCAGAGAGCCUGACGCGUCCGCGUGCCGGCACGGCUCGCUUUGUGUGCCAAGCUGAGGGGUUUCCAGCACCUCAGAUCACCUGGCUCAAGAACGGAGAGAGAAUUCACUCCAAUGGUCGAAUCAAGAUGUACAACAGCAAACUAGUGAUCAACCAGAUAAUUCCCGAGGACGACGCCAUCUAUCAGUGCCAGGCUGAAAACGAGCAGGGCGCGGUGCUCGCCAUGGCGAGGCUCAUCGUGGUCAUGUCGGAGGACCGCCCCAGUGCGCCCAAAAAUAUCCGAGCGGACACAGUCUCGAGCUCGGCUAUCCUGCUGGCUUGGGACAGGCCGCUUUAUAACUCUGAUAAAGUUAUUGCUUACUCUGUGCACUACAUGAAGGCUGAGGGAUUAAACAACGAGGAGUACCAAGUUGUGAUUGGAAAUGAUACGACUCGCUAUAUUAUUGAUGACCUGGAGCCAGCUCGCAACUACACGUUCUAUGUGGUAGCCUACAUGCCCAUGGGAGCCAGUCGCAUGUCUGACCACAUGUUCCAGCACACACUCGAGGAUGUUCCCCUCCGCGGCCCCGAGCUCAGCCUCACCAGCCGUAGCCCCACCGACAUCCAGGUGUCGUGGCAAGCCCUCCCUGACAAGCUGAGCCGCGGCAGAGUCUCUGCCUACCGUUUGUCGUACCGAACCAGCGCUGAGAACUCAGUCUCUCAGCUUGAGCUGCCGGGAGAAAAGACAAAGUACCUGAUAGAAAACCUGCAGCCUGACACCAUCUACCUCCUGCGAAUCGCUGCCGCCACCAGCGUUGGGUGGGGUGAGCAGUCGGCCUGGACCUCCCACCGCACCCCGAAGGCAUCCAGUGCACAAGUUCCACUUUCUCCUGAGCUGCAUUUGGAGCCCUUGAACUGCACCACAAUUUUGGUGCGCUGGCGGCUGGCACAGAGAAAUCCGGCAAGCGUGCAAGGCUACAAACUCUUCUACCACGAGGAGAGCCAGUCUGAGAGUGUCCCGCUUCAGCUGCGUACCUCGGAUCACUCGCACACUAUCGGAGGCCUCGACCCAAGGAAGAAAUACCAUGUGAAGCUUCUGGCUUACAACUUCAUUGGAGAUGGCUACCAGGCAGACCAGACUAUCAGCACCCCCGGAUGUGUCUCCGUUCGGGAUCGCCUGGUGCCACCUCCGCCACCUCCUCAUAACGUGUAUGCGAAGACCAACAGUUCGUCAUCCAUCUUCCUUCACUGGGGCAGACCAGCCUUCACCUCCAGCCACGCGAUCAACUACACUGUCCGCUGCAACCCUGUUGGCCUGCAGAACGCCUCCCUGGUGCUCUACCUGCAGACGAAUGAGCAAAGCCUUUUAGUACAAAAUCUGCAGCCUAACACCAAGUAUGAAUUUGCUAUCCGGCUCCAUAUCGAUCAGUUGUCCAGCCCAUGGAGCCCUGUGGUCUACCAAAGCACCUUCCCUGAGGCUCCCACGCUGCCUCCCACCAACAUCAAGGUGACUCUGAUCGAGGAGGACACCGCCCUGGUGUCAUGGAAGCCCCCGGAGGAAGCCAGCCUUUCUGUUACACACUACACGAUCCUGUACGCUUCCCGAAAUGAGUGGCUCGCCGGGGAAUGGCAGGUGCUGCAAAGAGAAGGAAGCAUCACCAUGGCGCUGCUGGAGAACUUGAAGCCCGGCCAGUUUUACCUUGUGAAAGUGUCGGCGUCCAACAACAUGGGCGGCGGGCCCUUCUCUCACAUGGUGGAACUGACAGUGCGAGCAGAUCCAACCUCUGGUCACGACCCGCGGUUCUCGCGGGGCUCCACACACUCCAACGUAUUUACCGAUGGCUUCUACCACCUGGACCAAACAUCUAUGACGGGCAUCACUGUGGGGGUCUCCAUCGCACUCAUGUGCAUCAUCAUCUGUGCUUUCAUCCUGGUGUGCAGAGGCAAACACAGGAAACCAUCAGCUGUUAAACUGCACAGCGAAGGAAGGAGCCCAGCCGCCUCCACCGCCGGACGCCCUGGCUCGGAGGGCUCGGCUGAGAACGCCGACGUGAGUGUAGCCAUGCUGAGCCAGAAUCAUUUCAUCGAUAGCAAGGGUGGAACAGAUCUCAUCAUCAAUUCACUUGGUCCAGUUGAGGCUAGUGCUGAGAAGAAAAGCAAAUGGUUUUCCUUCAGAGUGUUAAAGAGUGUAAAAGAUGUGCAGAAGAUGAAAGGGGGGGCGGCCUCCUUCCGGCCAGGUUCCACCGUGCUGAGCUACGAAGAGGAGCGGUCCGUCCCCACGGAGCGGCCCGCCUCCCCGCGGGCUCUGCUCGGGCGUCCCGGAGAUUCGGAGGGCUCCUCCGGCAGCGAGGGCAGCCACGCCACCAACGACUCCGGCCGCUUCUCGCAGGACGAGACGGAGAUGACCAACCUGUCGUCCGGUCCCAGCAGCCGCCAGCCGUCUGUGACGGCGGAAGACGGCGGCGGCAACGAAGAGGAAGAAACGUGUCGAGUGGCCCGGCACGGUCAGACUCAUUUGAGGUUGGUGGAGUCCGUUGAGGAGCUCUGCUGUCAUCAGGAAGCCCAAAGUGGUCAGCCUUUGCUUUCGCUGUCUCAAGUUGUGUGAGUCUGUGUGUGUGUGUGUGUGUGUGUGUGUUUGUGUGUGUGUGUGUGUGUGUGUAUGCAAAGCCAAUUGAGCAUUUAUUCACAUUCAUAUAUCCAUGUACUUGUCCUCACUA